Messenger RNA from Ostrinia furnacalis (Asian corn borer), 1892 nucleotides. RefSeq names its product cytochrome P450 6B7-like. The record is from RefSeq and is a predicted model, not a curated record. The transcript has 2 exons. Gene Ontology annotation, molecular function: heme binding; iron ion binding; monooxygenase activity. NCBI's taxonomy places the organism in Eukaryota, Metazoa, Arthropoda, Insecta, Lepidoptera, Crambidae. The coding region runs from base 36 to 1571 and encodes 511 amino acids.
UCACGAGGGGCAUCGCGAGUUCUUUAGCUUUAAAAAUGUUUUUAAUUAUAUUUGUGUUAGUUUUAUCAGUGGCUUUAUACUUCUAUGGUACAAGAACUUUCAAUUAUUGGAAACAAAGAGGCAUUAAACAUGACAAACCCUUACCUUUUCUUGGGAACAACCUUAUGCAGUUUUGUCAAAGAGCGAGCCUAGCUAUGAUAGCUACAGAAACUUAUAAGAAAUAUCCCAAUGAAAAAGUCGUUGGAUUCUAUAGAGGGAUUACCCCUGAACUUCUUAUAAGAGAUCCAGAAAUUGCAAAAAGGAUUUUAGUUACUGACUUCCAACACUUUUACGCAAGAGGAUUCAAUCCCCACAAAACUGUCAUCGAACCAUUGCUAAAGAACUUGUUUUUCGCCGAUGGUGAUCUCUGGCGUUUGAUUAGGCAACGAUUUACACCUGCAUUUAGUACCGGAAAGUUGAAGGCAAUGUUCCCCUUGAUUACAAAAAGGGCAGAGAAGCUUCAAAUUAUUACAGAAGACAUCAUCAAUAGAGAUCACUAUGAUGCUCGUGAGCUGAUGGCCCGAUACACAACUGACUUUAUCGGAGAAUGCGGAUUCGGAAUUAAUAUGGAUUCGUUGAAUGAUGAAAAUUCUCAAUUCAGGAAACUAGGGAAGAGAAUAUUUGAAAGACAGCCUAGGGAUGUCUUUGUUGCUGCCCUAAAACUGAUAUUUCCUGAACUAUUUAAGCACUGGUACUUUUUAGCACCAGAACUAGAAAAGACAAUGGUAACUCUAAUGCAAACAGUUAUGAAAGAAAGGAAUUUCAAGCCUUCUGGUCGAAAUGAUUUUAUCGAUCUUAUAAUAUAUAUAGAAAAGGGAGCUAUGGUAGGGGAGUCAAUUGAAAAGAAAGAUGCUGAUGGUAAACCAGAAAUAGUUUCAAUGGAAUUGACUGAUUUAUUGAUGACAGCGCAAGCGUUUGUAUUUUUUGGUGCUGGUUUUGAAACAUCUUCAACUGCUUCAAGUUAUACUCUACAUCAGCUAGCAUUUAAUCCGGAUUGCCAAGAAAAAGUCCAAGCAGAAAUCGAUAGUGUUUUGGAGAAAUACAAUAAUAUAAUAACUUACGAUGCAGUGAAAGAAAUGACUUACCUAGAGAUGUGUUUCUAUGAAGCGAUGAGAAUGUAUCCAUCCGUAGCAUAUUUAGCUCGUAAAUGUACAUCAAAAGUAUACACGAUUCCUGAAAUAAAUGUAACCAUAAAUGAAGAUGUAAGAGUAAUGGUACCUAUACAGGCGAUACAAAUGGAUGAAAAGUAUUUCCGUGAACCAAACAAGUUUGACCCUGAGCGGUUCAGUUUUGGUGCCAAAGAGGAUAUUAAAAACUUUGUGUUUUUGCCAUUUGGAGAGGGGCCUAGAGCUUGUGUGGGUGCCAGACUAGGUCAAAUGCAAUCAAUGGCUGGAAUCGCCGCAGUCUUGCACAAAUUCACCGUGGAACCCGCUGCUUGCAGUGUACGGAACCCCAUACCCGAUCCUUCUGGAACAGUUUCCGAGGGUUUCGUUGGAGGACUCCCCCUUAAGUUCAAAAGACGAGUAAAGUAAAAAAGUCUGUUAUUGUGACUGCACAAUCUACUUUUUUACUUUACUCAUUUACAUAAUUAUUUUAAAUACUGAUUUAUUUAUAUAAGUUAAAUAUGUAAGAUUGAUGACGGUUGGAGUACAGAAAGUUAUUGCAGUUUUAAAUCAACAUUUGUACAGACCAUAGCAUAUCUGACUAUACAUUUUUGUUAAAAAAAGCCACAGUCUUGAGCUUGAUGUGCUUUCGUUUGUAUUUACUUUCAAAUGAGACUUAUUGUACCGUAAUAAUGCUAUUAUAUUUUGUUGUGUUAUUAUGUAGUACUUACCUAGUCAGGCUUUAAAACA